Messenger RNA from Caenorhabditis elegans, 5144 nucleotides. RefSeq names its product Phospholipid-transporting ATPase (gene tat-3). Lineage: Eukaryota; Metazoa; Nematoda; Chromadorea; Rhabditida; Rhabditidae. Gene Ontology annotation, cellular component: endoplasmic reticulum membrane; endomembrane system; membrane. Gene Ontology annotation, biological process: phospholipid transport. Gene Ontology annotation, molecular function: magnesium ion binding; nucleotide binding; ATP binding. Bases 489 to 4724 code for a protein of 1411 amino acids. The record is from RefSeq and is marked reviewed. The transcript is spliced from 14 exons.
CUACAACACCUGCACAUCAAACCCCAACACGUCGACACCGCGCAAGAAUAUAUUCGUUUUACUCUCGGACCGGCAGGUCGCAUGUUAAAUCUCUGAGCUGUUACACAAUUUUAAUUCAAUUUUUAACGAUUUUGCGGUCAAAAAGUUGAAUAACACCCCCGUGAACUCGAACUUUUUUAAGAAAAAUACACAAAUUAUUCAAUUUUUGUUGGGAAGUCACGUGAACGUUCUGUGUGGCACUAACGUGACCGCCCGGACGUGAAGAUCUUAUCACAACAUUCCACGUAUUGUUUAUACAAUCGAUGACAAAUCAGUUCUUGCUUUCUCCAUCUAUCCUGCACACUAUAUUUCUCGCUCUUAAAUCGCCGAUUUAUCAGAACGUCACCGCAUAUAAAUGUAACAAAAGUGCAAAGGGCACUUGAAACGAAUCCUAUCGAAUCCACAAAAAUCAAAUUUGCAAUUUAUUCUCGAUUUCCAGAGAAUUGUGAAUGAGCAAGAAGUCGGUGGACGUGGAAGCGUCGACGUCGAAUUCGAGCAGCGCGUUGUAUGAUACGACAGUGACGAAAGGACAUCAUCGACGAACUUCCUCAUUAUGGGUACCCCCGACACGACCAAUAUUCUCCUCGCCGACCCAAGUAAUCAAAGAAAAAGCGGAAAACGGUGGCAGAAUCCUAAAAACGCAUCCAGUAACACGAUGGCUGUUCCCAACUCAACCCAUGCUUCCACAACAGCGACUCGUCGUUCCGAAUAAUCAAAAAGAGCCACCACCGAGAUACGAGCAACCGAAUCGAAAAUAUUGUGGAAAUCGAAUUUCGACUACAAAAUACAGUGUGCUCACGUUUAUUCCGAAGAAUCUAUUCGAACAACUGCAUCGAGCGGCGAAUUUGUAUUUCAUAUUUAUAGUGAUACUUAAUAUGAUAAUUGGAGCAUUCGGAAAAUACAUUUCAGUGUUGCCAAUUGCAUUUGUAUUAGGAAUAACUGCAAUUAAAGAUGCUUUCGAAGACUAUCGACGCUAUAAAUCCGAUCAAAAAAUCAAUCAUUCGACGUGUCGUGUUUGGGAUGCAAGUCAGCAGAGAUAUCGAAAACUUGAAUGGCAAAAUAUUCUCGUUGGAGAUUUUGUUCAUUUGUCUCACGAUGAAAUUAUUCCCGCAGACAUUCUUCUGUUACGGAGCAGUGAUGUGAAUGGUGUUUGUUAUGUGGAGACGUGUAAUCUUGAUGGUGAAAGUAAUCUGAAGCAGCGGCAAGCGAUUCGGUCGAUGGGAAAAUAUCAUAAUGCAAAUGUACCGUUGGAGUACUCGCCUGCUGAGUUUAAUUAUAGGAUUGCAUGUGAACAACCAACAACCGAUGUCUACAAAUUCGAAGGACGCCUCGAAGCAAUAGAAGGUGGACCACCACUGGCACGGGAAUUCACGAUACUUGCCAAAGAAAAUGUGCUGCUCCGAGGAUGCGUCGUCAAGAAUACGGAUUUUGUCGAAGGAAUUGUCCUCUACGCUGGAAAAGACACAAAAGCAAUGCUCAACAAUAAUGGUCCCCGCUACAAGAGAAGUUCACUGGAAAAGAUGACAAAUGUGGAUAUUCUGUGGAGUGUGUGCACUCUUUUGGCACUUUGUGUUAUUGGAGCAGUGCUCUCUGGUGUCUGGCUCCGAACGUUCUCCACACCGUAUAUCGUGCCGUUUCUUGUGUUCAUUCAUCCCAACUCUUCGUAUCACAAUAAUAAUGACUCUCAGUAUAAGUACAGCCCGUCUUACGAGUCUUGGUUCAGUUUUUGGAGUUAUAUUAUUGUUCUACAGGUGAUGAUUCCAAUAUCGUUAUACGUGUCAAUUGAAUUCAUCAAAAUAUUCCAAGUAUGGUUUAUGUCACAAGAUCGGAAUAUGUAUUAUGAUAAAGUGGAUAAACGACUACAGUGUAGAGCACUUAAUAUUACUGAAGAACUUGGACAAAUACAAUAUGUGAUGUCGGAUAAAACUGGAACUUUGACUGAGAAUCAGAUGGUAUUCCGCCGAUGCUCAGUGAAUGGAAAUGACUAUGGAGGUCGUCCGGUCGUUGAUGCAGUUGAUUCUUCACUGGAACUCGUCGCAUCAACCCUUCGAAGUGAUCAACCAACAGAGAAGAAGCUUCAAAUGGCUGCUCUAGCAGAAGCUGCAGCAAAGACUAGAAGACUUCGUCCAUCUCGUGAUCCAGCUUUAGAAUCUCAGUUGGCAUCUAGUGUACUCAAACUUGGAGCUGACAUUGACGAUCCCGUAUUCGCAUUCUUUUUGACUAUGGCAAUUUGUAAUACGGUUGUGGUUAAUGCAAAGCCUCACGAAGACUUGAUGGAUCCUGAUGGAGAUAUUGUGAAUAGUCGAUUUGCACCGGAAGAGGUCUCGCCACGAAGAGGAAGUAGUCUAGAGGAUGGAUUCAAAUAUCUGGCUGAUGUUGAAGAAGAGAGCCCAGCAUCGACACAAGCAUCCACACCAGUGAUGAUAACCGAGGAAAAUGAUGGAUUUGAGGAAAUUGAACUCAUCGAAUUUCCCGAAGUGAAAACUGAUGAGACACAGAUGACUGAAAAGGAGGAGACGAUCAGUGCGGAGGUGGCGGCGAAGAAGAGUGGAAGUGAUGAGAAGGAUAAUAAUUAUAAUGGAGAACGGAAGGAGGGAAAGGGAUUUGGAAUCCUGCACCGACCGUCAAUUCUAUCGGUUCCAUUCGCGAAACUAAAAGGAAUGAAAAGUCCAUUCCGUCGUUCAGUUGAUAAAAGAUCAAGCUCAUCAACAGAAACUGCUGUGGCGCCUCCACUUCAUUCAUUUUAUGAUUCUGAAUCACCAGAUGAAUUGGCUUUAGUUGAAGCAGCAAGAGAAUAUGGUAUCCGGUUGUUGAGACGACGAUUCGAUGACGUCAUUGUCUAUUUGCGUCAUUCGACAAGCAGUGUUAAGUAUAAGGUACUCCACACACUUCCAUUCGACGCAGAUCGCAAGAGAAUGUCAGUGAUAAUCCGUGAAUCCAGUGGCCUCAAGAGAAUAAUUGUCCUGACGAAAGGAGCCGACGCUACAGUAAUUCCUGUGCUCAGCGAAGCGUUCAGUACGUCGGCACGCGGAGAAGAAGUGAUCUUCAAGUCACAAGAACAUUUGACUCAAUACGCGAAGGAAGGUCUCCGUACUUUAUGUCUUUCCAUGAAAAUUUGGACAGAAGAGGAAUAUCAAGGAUGGAAGGAGAAGCAUGAAGAAGCUGAGUUGGAUAUGAUGGAUAAAGAGACAAUGUUGGCUGAAAGUACUCUACGUGCUGAACAAGAUCUUGAACUUCUCGGAGUUACUGCAAUUGAGGAUCGUCUACAAGAUGGAGUUCCAGAAUGUAUUCAUUCUCUUAGAGAAGCAGGAAUUCGAGUUUGGGUCUUGACUGGAGAUAAAAUUGAGACAGCUGUUAAUAUUGCCUAUUCCUCUCGACUAUUCUCCCCUUCUAUGGAUCUUUUGAAUAUUGGAGCCAAUGGAGUACGGGCGGUCUCUGAUUUGCUCACGGAGCAUUUGAAGCGAAUUGCGAGAGCCUAUGAGGUGUCGGCAGAUGCUGCUGAUUCGUUUGGACUUGUUCUUAACGCGUCGACGAUGAGCUAUUGUCUGGAUCCGCAUAAUUUGGAGAGAUUCGUUAAAUUGCUUAGAGGAUGUCGUUCGGUGCUUUGUUGCAGAGCUACUCCAUUGCAGAAAGCACAACUCGUGAAUUUGGCGAAGAAUCAUUUGAAGGGAAAAGUACUGGCGAUUGGUGACGGGGCGAAUGAUGUUAGCAUGAUUCAGGGUGCCGACGUCGGAAUCGGAUUAUCAGGCCAAGAAGGAAUGCAAGCCGUAAUGUCAUCUGAUUUUGCAAUGGCCCGAUUCCGUUUUCUAUCCAAUCUGCUUCUAGUCCACGGUCACUGGAAUUACUAUCGUCUGGCACAAACAAUUCUCUACUUUUUCUACAAAAAUGCAAUGCUUGUCUUUGUAAUAUUCUGGUAUCAAAUAUUCAAUGGUUUCUCAGCUCAAGUACCAAUUGAUCCAGUUUAUUUAAUGGUCUAUAAUCUCAUAUUUACCUCUGUUCCACCACUUCUUUUCGGAUGUCUAGAUCAGGAUGCAAGUGCUGAGCUAUUGCUGGAUUGUCCGAGACUCUACGAACAGGGAAGACUUGGGAAACGGUAUCGAUGGUAUUCGUUUUGGAUUAAUAUGCUUGAUGCUGUAUGGCAGAGCCUCGUUGUCUUUUUUAUUUGCUAUUUUACAUAUCGUGGAAGUAACGUUGAUAUGUGGACAUUCGGACAUUUGCUGGUGACUCAAUUAAUAAUUGUGAAUACAUUCCAUUUGGCUCUAUUCGUACAAUAUUGGACAUGGCCAAUGUUCUGGUCAAUGUUCUUGUCCGUUCUUUUAUUUUUUAUCUGUGCACUUCUUUAUAAUGGAUUUGUUACUGCAAACUGGACAUGGACUAAUGUUAAAGAUCCACCAUCGAUGGUUUCAUUGAAAUCGUUUUCGAGUUUGGAGUUUUGGAUGGCUCUGAUAAUCUCUGUCGUCCUGUGCCUAACACCUCGAUAUGUGCUCACAACAGUCGUUAACACAGUCAGCCCGUCGACAACUCUUCGAACACGACUUGGAGCUGAAGAUGGCUUUAAAAAGAAGACCGAAUCAAGAUUUACUGCAUGCGCUGUCGGAUGCCUUUCAGCUCCUUUCAAAUGUGCCAGAAUGUGCUGUCAAAAGACGAAACCCGCAGAUGUUCAUAUUGAAGAAGUUCAUCACUAGCCAGCCAGAUCAUCAUCAUCAUCGCCCAAAUAUCACAUUUCCAUGACAAAUAUCUACAUUUCUCUCAUUUUUUUGUACCAUUUUCUCUCCACACACAAAGCGAGUUUUUUCUGCCAAUUUCUUCUCAAACUACGGGCCAUUCUUCUCAGCAGUACUGCUCCUCUACUUUUUUCCCUUCCCAUUCGCAUAAAUUCUCACAAAUUUCGAUUCUUGUGCUCUUUUCUGAUGAUUCUUCAUCAUAUUUUACUAGAUUACUCAUCAAUUUUAUCCAUUAUUUUCCCCCGAACUGUAUAAUAUCGCCCGAAGCAUCCCGAGUAUUUGGCUUUUUUGUUCUAUUGAUUACGAGUUUUGUACGUGCUCCCCCCGUAUUUUUUAGAGAUAUCAUGUAGAGAAACAUUUUUAAUAAAAUCAUCGAUUUUU